Messenger RNA from Juglans regia (Persian walnut), 384 nucleotides. RefSeq lists its product as uncharacterized. Lineage: Eukaryota; Viridiplantae; Streptophyta; Magnoliopsida; Fagales; Juglandaceae. The transcript has a single exon. Bases 1 to 384 code for a protein of 127 amino acids. The record is from RefSeq and is a predicted model, not a curated record.
AUGGCCUCCCAAUACGAAGACGCUUCGAAAAAGCUCAGGAGACUCCCCCACGUGUUUGCCAGAGUCCUCGAGCUCCCGAUCCACUCGAGCGCCGACGUUUCGGUGGAGGAAACCUCCGACUCUUUCCGCUUCACCGCUGCCACCCCAGCCAACACAGAUCACACAAAUAUAGCCGGCGAUGUAAGGGUGCACACGAUCAAAAUCUUCCCUGGCGUGACGAAGAUCGUGAUCAGAGGAGUGUGUAGCCCGUUAUUGGAUGAACUAAAGUUCGAUCUUUGGCGAUUCCGGCUCCCGGCUUCGACGAGGCUAGACAUGGCGAGCGCUAGAUGUAGCAGCGGUGGAAAACUGGUCGUGACAGUGCCAAAAGGCUUGGAUGAAAAGUAA